Molecule: messenger RNA, 1664 nt
Organism: Drosophila takahashii
Lineage: Eukaryota; Metazoa; Arthropoda; Insecta; Diptera; Drosophilidae
Gene: SecCl
Product: Secretory chloride channel
Biological process (GO): chemical synaptic transmission; chloride transmembrane transport; signal transduction
Cellular component (GO): synapse; neuron projection; plasma membrane
Molecular function (GO): chloride channel activity; transmitter-gated monoatomic ion channel activity involved in regulation of postsynaptic membrane potential; excitatory extracellular ligand-gated monoatomic ion channel activity
Source: RefSeq, a predicted model, not a curated record
AGUUUUGUGGAUUAUGCUGAUCGUCAGCUGCAGCCUUUGGGCUUUAGCAAGAGCCGCCAAUGAGGAAGCCGAGGAAGAAGAGUGUCCUUCCUUGGUAAAUGCCACAACCCUGCAACAGACCCAACUUAUUCAGCGAUUAACACAUGUCUGCCGCUACGAUCGACUCGAGAGGCCAAUCGAAUACGACCCUGUGACGUUAAAACGCCUGCCCAUCGUGGUAAAGACACGAAUUUACGUGUACUUCCUGCAGAAUCUCAACUCCGACCUGCUGCAAUUCAAAAUGCACGCCCUCCUGCAGUUACGAUUCCAGGACAUGCGGUUGGCCUACAAGGUUUUUGGCCGCGAGGGCAACAUCAUGGGGCAGAAGCACCUCAGUGAGCGCCUCUGGCUGCCGCACAUCUUCUUCGCCAACGAACGGGAGUCGAGUAUCCUGGGAACGGACGAGAAGGACGUCCUGACCUCCCUGACGCCCGAGGGCAACGUGAUCAUCUCCACUCGCAUGCAGGCCAGUCUCUACUGCUGGAUGAACUUCCAGAAGUUUCCCUUCGAUCAGCAGUUCUGCUCCACCAUUCUGGAGAGCUGGAUGUACAACACUUCCGACUUGGUUCUGGAGUGGGAGCAGGACAAGCCCAUCUCAUUCGACCCGGAAAUGCGACUCACUGAGUACAACAUGGCCGACUAUUAUCACAAUACCACGGUGGUGGAGGCGGAUGGAAUUAAUCUGCGCCAUGGAGCAUUUACUGGUAACUACAGUUCGCUGAGCUUCACGGUCAACCUGAAGCGUGAGAUCGGCUUCUAUCUGCUGGACUACUAUCUGCCCUCCAUGAUGAUCGUAGCCAUAUCUUGGGUGUCCUUCUGGCUCCAGGCGGAUGCCUCCCCGCCCCGAAUUAUGCUGGGAACCAGCACCAUGUUGUCGUUCAUCACGCUCUCCUCAUCGCAGAGCAAGAACCUUCCCAAGGUGAGCUACAUAAAGGUGUCGGAAGUGUGGUUCUUGGGCUGCACCUUCUUUAUCUUCGGCAGCCUGGUGGAGUUCGCCUUCGUGAACACAAUUUGGCGUCGCAAGGAGAACAUUGAGUUGAAGAAGGUCAACAGCAAGUAUAUCAUAAAAUCAACUCUAACUCCGCGACCGGCACGUCGCCAAAUCGGCGGAAGUUUGAGCAACGAUUCCAGGGCAAGAUCCUGCUCCAGUUUGGACAACAUUGUUUCGAGCACGGAGAGCGUUCGCAAUGGCAAUGGCACUGUGAAUCCCGCAUUCAACAACUACCUGACAGUACACCCCAAUUUGCCGAUCAUCAAGACCGAGUGCGCCGAUACCGUUUCCAUCUGCAGUGAGCGAACAGCGAGCAACGAUCACAUUGUGGAUGUGGACAAGGAUAAAAAGGACACACCGCCCACUUUCACAACCAUGACCCCGCAGGAAAUCGCCAUGUGGAUCGAUCGGCGAUCCCGGUUCCUUUUCCCUGCGAUGUUUUUGGCCUUCAACGCCCUGUAUUGGACUUUUGUCUACGUUUUGUAAGCGGAAAUGGCCGCCUUUAAUGUGAAAUCUUGUCUAUUUGUGUAGUCCUUCUCACGCAAAUAAUUGUUAAAUUGUAAGAUGCAUCAUCUCAUAGCUGUACAAAUGUUAAUCAUUAAUAAAGCAAUAAAACCAUAAAUGUAAACCAUAA